CUAUUUAUUUUGAAUGGGUGUAUACAGCAAGCUACUCCUCUACACUGUCUCCCUUAGUCUUAUACUAGUAUUAGUAUAUACUGUUUACUUUAUAAAAUAUAAUGAUGUCCUUCAACAAUUGACUGGUCCAGCAACAACAGUGAAGGUAAGCCUUGGACUACAGACACAAGACCAACUGACAAUAAACCAAGACACCCAGCAGCAACCAUUACUAACCACUAAUGGAUACAUUUCAUACCAACCACCAGGUAAUGGAUGGAAUAAUCAGAGGAUAGUAAUAGAAAUGGCUUUAUUAUUUGCCAAGAUCCUCAACCGGACACUAAUAGUGCAUCCAAUUUCCUCUCACUCUUUAGGUGAGAAGAUGGAGAGAGAACUACCACCAAACAAUCGCUUUGGAUACAUCACAUACAACAAGAUGGCAGCCUCAACUCUAAUGCCACUCUCAAAUGUCCUCGACUUGAAAUUAAUGUCUAAACUAGUUCCAGUUACAGAAAUAAACAGCUCUCAUUCACAAUUCAUUCAGAAUUAUUUUUCACAAGAUACCAAGUGGAGACAUAUCUGUCACAGCUUAGGCUAUGGGUAUUGGUUGGAUCGUCGGCCAUUAAACCAAGCAGAGGUAGGACUACUGACAAAACAGAUCUAUACUUCAAGGAAGGACUGGAGGGACAAAUGCAAAGAAGAGCAGGCGGAGUUUGUAUUACAGCAUGAAAAACCUAUCAUAAGAUAUGUAUCUGAUUUAGCUAAUGAUAGCUCUGAUGUUAUAUACUUCAUUGAAGGAUGUCUUUUUGGAAUUGAACUACGGUUUAUGGAGUAUCGGAAAGCACUACAAGCAAGAGAAUGGAUAAAGGAAUACGUUCAUUAUAAAUCCACUUAUCACCAAUUAGCUGAUGCAGUGAGAACAAAGCUUGGUAGUUAUAAUGCGUUACAUGUGCGUAGAAUAAAGCAUAUAUCAGGAAGUCUCACAGCAGGCCACUGGAUACUAGAAAUGCUAAAUAAUGACUUCACCAGAGACACGCCCAUAUAUGUCGCUACAGAUGAGACAAAUUUAAAAUGGUUUGAGCCACUCACUGAGGCCGGCUUUAAAUUAUACUUUGCAUCAAAUUUUACAGAUUUUAUUGACUUGUCUCACGUACAUAAACGAAUGAGGAAAGAUGUGAUGGGAAUGUAUGAACAGAUAGUGUGCAUAAGAGCAGAGCUGUUCCUCCCAUCUCCUCACUCCACCUUCUCAAAUUACAUCAUGAGAGAGAGAGGUGAGACUGAUAGUAAGAAUGGAUUCAAUUACAUAUUGCACCACGCCUCAUGGGCUGGUGAUAACAUUUGAUAUCAUCAACUAAUGCAUUAUCUAUAUACAAUUGAUUUGAGUAAAUUUUAAAAUUUUGUAAAAAAUUUUAUUUUGAUUGAUCAGUUCAA
Amphimedon queenslandica is the source of this 1410-nucleotide messenger RNA. RefSeq lists its product as uncharacterized. Bases 14 to 1321 code for a protein of 435 amino acids. Gene Ontology annotation, biological process: protein O-linked glycosylation via fucose. The record is from RefSeq and is a predicted model, not a curated record. Gene Ontology annotation, molecular function: peptide-O-fucosyltransferase activity. NCBI's taxonomy places the organism in Eukaryota, Metazoa, Porifera, Demospongiae, Haplosclerida, Niphatidae. The transcript is spliced from 2 exons.